Stylophora pistillata is the source of this 1986-nucleotide messenger RNA. Its product is annotated as kelch-like protein 20. The record is from RefSeq and is a predicted model, not a curated record. Lineage: Eukaryota; Metazoa; Cnidaria; Anthozoa; Scleractinia; Pocilloporidae. Gene Ontology annotation, molecular function: protein binding.
AUCAAAAUCAGAGUUAUGGAUGUCGCAGGAGCAUUUAUGGGCUGGGAUGGUUCAUCUCCUUAUUCGCCUCUGUCGCAUAGUGACCAUGUUCUGGAAACAAUGAACAAACACAGAAAAGAUUGCCUUAAGCUGUGUGAUGUUGUUCUUAAAAUUGGAGACGAACAUAUUCCAACUCACAGGGCGGUAUUGGCAGCCUGCAGUUCGUACUUCUACGCCAUGUUUACGAGCGAUCUGGUUGAGAGCCGACAAAAAGUUAUUACUAUGAAAGAUAUAGAAGCUUCUGUGAUCCAAAUGUUAGUGGAUUUUGCUUACACAGGAAAGCUUGAUGUCAAUGUCGAAAAUGUGCAAACCAUAUUGUCAACGGCAUCGUUGGUGCAAUUUCACGAAGUGCGAGAUUUAUGCUGUCAAUUUUUGGAAACACAGUUAGAUCCUUCGAACUGCUUGGGAAUUAGGAAAUUUACUGAAACUCAUGGCUGUACAAAUUUCCUUGAAGUUGUGGACAAUUAUGUGUUGAAAAAUUUUCGGGAGGUUAUGAAAUCAGAGGAAUCUGCUUUGCUACCGUGUGAGUUACUGGUGAAAGUGAUCUCAAGCGAUGACUUGAACAUUAUUGCUGAGGAAGAAGUGUAUGAAGCGGUAAUGUCUUGGGUUAAACAUGACUUAAACAAUCGAGUGAAACAACUUCCUCAUUUGAUCGAGUUCGUUCGAAUGCCUUUGAUUUCAAAACAUUACCUUCUGGACCGAAUCGAUGCAGACAACUUGAUACGAUCGAAUUUGAAAUGUAGAGACUUACUGGAUGAAGCGAAAAACUACCAUCUGAUUCCUGAACAGCGAGGACUGUUUCGCACAGAUCGUAUGAAACCCAGAAAAUCUAUGAUGGGAACAUUAUAUGCAGUUGGGGGAAAAGAAGCCGGGGAAACUAUUUCAAAUACUGUGGAGUGUUAUAGUUUACAAACAAACAUUUGGCAGCAAGCCCCAUCACUCAAUGUCCCAAGACAACAGCUUGGCACAGGAAGUUUAGGAGGCUUCCUGUAUGCUGUUGGUGGUUCAGAUGGAUAUUCACGCUUGAACACAGUGGAACGCUUUUCGUUAGAGACAAACCAGUGGAUGUAUGUCAAGGCACUGAAUACAAGUCGCUCUGGUGUUGGAGUUGGUGUUCUUGGGGAAGCAAUGUAUGCAAUGGGUGGCUAUGAUGGGCGAUCAUGUUUAAAAACAGUUGAAAGAUAUGACCCACUGGUUGAUAUUUGGAGUUUUGUUGCACCUACAAAUAUUACACGCAGUUUCCCCGGAGUGGCACAGCUUGGAGACCGCAUCUUUGUGAUUGGUGGUAAUGAUGGAGUCUCAUUCCUCAACUCGAUCGAAUACUAUGAUCCUCAUACAAACAGAUGGACUCUUCUACCCCCCAUGAGUCGGCCCAGAGCUGGGAUUGGUGCUGCAGCUUUAGAUGGUUACAUCUAUGCCAUCGGUGGUUUUGAUGGUGCAUCAAGGCUUGAUAUAGUUGAGAUGUUUGAACCCCGUAAAAAUGCAUGGAUAGAAGUUGCUCCUCUCAAUUCAUGUCGGGAUGGUGUUUGUGUGAUGACUUAUGGUUGCUGGGUUUAUGCUGUUGGAGGUAUUGAUGGCCCAUCAUAUCUUAACACAGUGGAGGCCUAUGAGCCAAGGAAUGACCAGUGGGAAGAUGUAGUUCCUAUGACAAGAUGUCGGGCUGCAGCAGGGGUUGCAGUUUUACACAGCCCUGUUUAAUAUAAAAGCAGCAGAAUGCAUUCUUUGUGGAGUGUCUCAGGUUUAGGGUAAUUUUAGACAGUUCAGUCAACUGGAGAUAUGACUCUGAAAAAUUCUUUCAAUGUCAAAUUUAAAACCUCAGUCAUGCUCACUAACUCAUGUCUGAACACCCCAAUUGACUGAUAAGUAAGAACAGCAUAUCAUUUUGUAACAUUUAAUCUUAAUUGAAAUAAAACAUUUGGUAAUUUUUUUUUUUUAUAAAGAAGUCAA